Messenger RNA from Myzus persicae (green peach aphid), 405 nucleotides. Its product is annotated as putative nuclease HARBI1. NCBI's taxonomy places the organism in Eukaryota, Metazoa, Arthropoda, Insecta, Hemiptera, Aphididae. The transcript has 2 exons. The coding region runs from base 1 to 405 and encodes 134 amino acids. The record is from RefSeq and is a predicted model, not a curated record.
AUGGAAGAACUCUGCUGUGACAGUGGUUACCCUUUAGAACCAUGGUGCAAGACUCCUAUUCUAGGAAAUCAUCAAGUUCAUUCACCUGAACACCGGUUCAAUAUAAGACAUAAACGUGCACGCUGUACAGUUGAAAGGUGCAUUGGGGUUUUGAAACAACGUUGGAGAUGCCUAUUAAAGGAUCGCACAUUGCAUUAUAAACCAACAAGAGCCUCCAAGAUAAUAAUAACGUGUGCUGUUUUACAUAACCUCGCUAUACAUAAUAAUGUUGAGCUACCUGAAUAUGACAAUGAAGAAGAAGAAGAGGAUGAAGACGAAGAAACUCAUGAACAAGAAGUUGAAGAGCUAUUAAAUGCUGGUCGACAGACACGUCAACAACUAUUAGAUCAAUAUUUUACACAAUAA